Uloborus diversus is the source of this 4275-nucleotide messenger RNA. RefSeq names its product phosphatidylserine decarboxylase proenzyme, mitochondrial-like (gene Pisd). Gene Ontology annotation, cellular component: mitochondrion. Gene Ontology annotation, molecular function: phosphatidylserine decarboxylase activity. The record is from RefSeq and is a predicted model, not a curated record. Gene Ontology annotation, biological process: phosphatidylethanolamine biosynthetic process. Lineage: Eukaryota; Metazoa; Arthropoda; Arachnida; Araneae; Uloboridae.
UGUAGUGCACGUGCUCCCGGCUAUCAGGCACUGUCAUUGGUGCCCCAUUGAGUGCUUUGCUCCGACGUAAAAAAAAAAAAAAAAUACUGUGACUCGGCUUCAAAGUUUGUUUAUGUCGGACCUUAUGGUGACGUUCAUUGAGAACGCAUCGCGCGUGGAACGAUGGUAUCGUGGAUGUUAGCUGUCAUUGUAGCAUGUAACAUACAGCUAGUUCACAAAACGAAAAGUUCGCAGCUUAAUUAUCAGGAUAACAUGUUUGCUAUUUUUUCAUCAUCAAACUUACUGAACAUUGCACUACAGACUGAACGAAAUGGACUGAGCACUAACUGCAUUUUAUCCCCCUAUUCUCAAGUCACAAAGCAGCUUUUGGUUGACUCAUCAUUUUCAUGCCAAACUCAACAAUAUGCAUUCAGGUCAAGUACAAGUAGUGAAUCAUGGCAAAAAACGAAAAUAAAUCCUGUUUUGCGAUACAUCCGAACAUUGCGUUGGACUCCCAUCCCAUUGGGGCUUGGAUUUGCCCUUAUAGCAUAUCAACAAUUUAGACAUGUAAAAAAGAGAGAAACUGCUAAAAUCGCUUCAGCUAGUGAUCCAUCGGAAUUACUUGCUCCUAAUUUGUAUGUUUCUUUGUACACCAUGUUACCUCUCCGAGCUACUUCAAGAUUCUGGGGCUGGGUUCAUAACAUUGAUUUGCCUCGUCCAAUUCGUAAACCUCUCCUGAAUUUUUUCGUUUCUACAUAUGGUUGCAAUCUCAAAGAAGCUGUUGUUGAAGAUAUAACAGAGUAUAAGAAUCUUGGAGAGUUUUUUCGCAGGCAGUUGAAAAAAGAAGUCCGACCAAUUCAUCCCUGUGAUUGUGUAGUUAGUCCAUCAGAUGGUCAAAUACUGCAUUUUGGUACUGUUGAAAAUGGCCUUGUUGAGCAAGUGAAAGGUGUAACUUAUUCUUUGAAAUCUUUUCUUGGAUUAUCAAAUGGUGAAAAUGAAGUUGAGGCGACUGAUGAAGGGUGUCAAAGGAAGUUGCUGCAACACGAGGGAAAUGUUUUGUACCAUUGUGUCAUAUAUUUAGCUCCUGGAGAUUAUCACAAAUUCCAUUCUCCUGCUAGGUGGACAGUAAAACAUCGAAGACAUAUUCAUGGUGAGCUAAUGAGUGUUCGUCCUGGUUUUGUAAACUGGAUUGGAGGACUUUUUAGUUUGAAUGAACGUGUGGUAUACACUGGAGAUUGGAGGCAUGGUUUCUUUUCCUUAACGGCUGUUGGUGCUACUAAUGUUGGAUCCAUAGGUGUAUUUUUUGAUGAUGCUUUACACACAAACAGAAAGAAAUGUAAAAAAGGGUCUUGUGAAGAAAGACAUUUUGAACCUCCAGUAACAUUAAUAGAGAAAGGUGAACCCUUUGGAGAGUUCAAUUUAGGUUCAACCAUAGUUGUCAUAUUUGAAGCCCCCAAAGGCAUAAACUUCAAUGUUACCAAUGGUCAAAAAAUCAAGUAUGGAGAGCUGAUUGGUCUAUGUAAUUGUCAUAAUGCUUCAUCAUAAAAAAAAAAAUUGUUUUAUAUAUUUGGCAUAAAUGCGCUGGUCGUACUUUGCUAGUUAUGACAAUUCAUGGUCUUUCUACCAAAAAGUUUCCUAGAACUAGUGAAUAUCCUGAUAUUUUUUCAUCAUGAGCACAAAUCAAAGUUGUACGUUUCAUCUGAAAAUAUUUUUGUAUUGCUGCUCUGUGACUUCAACACGUUGAAAUAUUAAGUAGAAGUGCAUGAUGUGGCUCAUAUCUUUUGUUUAAGAGGUGUAUCCACAUCUUAUAUAUUUAUUGAAGGUUGUAUGAAAUUUUUUAUCCUUGUACUUUUAUGUACUUGAAAAAUGUGUGCCAUUGUAUAUGCCUUAGUCCAACUGUGAUAUGUAUGAUUUUGUGCAUGCUUAUAAGUUUGCUUUCUCCCCCCUCCUGCACAACUAGUCUUUCAUAUGACAUCAGAAAUGUGAAGUUGCAUGUUUUGUGCUGAGCUGUUGUAUAACCGUUAUCAUGUAUUUCUUGUGGGAACUAGAGUUCUGCUUACUUAAAAAGUUAUUUUAAGUUUGCGUCACUUUUCAUUUUCAUGGUCAUCAAGUAUUUAAUUGUCACAUUGACUGUUGUUCUCCUUUAGAGAAACAGUUGCACUUUUAUUUCACAUUGAUUAUAGAACAUCAAACUUCAUGAAUAGUUUAUAGGUGGACUAAAACCUACUACCCUGGUUCAUUUUGUUCAGUGUAAUGUUGAGUAAUCCAUACUGUUAAAGUUUUUUUUUUUUUUUUUAAAUCCUGCACCAACCUCUAAUAAGAAGAGUUAGCAAGAAAACCAUUGUCAAAAGCAGAAAUUUGCAAAAGACAGCCAACAAAUGUUUCUAGGUUUCAAGAAAUUCCUUUUUCGUGACAGAAUGGUGUGAGUCUAUGAACGUACAGUCUGACCACUGAUGUAAAGGCUAACAUCCGGUUUAUAGGCGGAAAUAGAUGCAUCUAUUAGUUUUCAGGAAUGCCAGCAUUUGCGUGUUAGCCUCUAAAUUAGGCGAAGUCACAUUGAAAUUAUCAAAGCACUCCUAUCAAAUUUUUACUUUUCCCCCUCAUUUAGAUAGAUUUAUGCCAACUAGACAUUAGCUAAUUCUGUAUCGGAUGUGGACGGACAGUAAAUUUGUUCGCCAAAAGCUUUAGUUGCAGUACUUUAGAGCCAUUGAAGGCUGUCCAUAAAUGACAUCAAACCUUUUUUCAACAUUUUUGACUCCAUCCGCCCUUUGUUACAUGCCAUGCUGUUUUUCAAAACAUAUUCUUACAAAAAAAAAAUGUGUGAAAUAUGACAUCUCACAUUUCUUUUUGUAAUGUGUGAAGUCACACUUCUUCUUAACCCCCUUCCUCUCUCUUGUAACAAACUCACAAUUUCACAAAGUCCCCUUCCCUUUCUUAAAGUGUAACAUCAUUUGUAGACUGCACCUAAGCCCACAUCCCCUUCUACGUGGUUCGUUCCUUGAAACCUCGAAAUAUAUGACUGCAUUUUUUUUUCUUCUGAAAUCUGAUUUUGAUGUUUUCAUAUAGGUAUUUAUUUAUCCCUUAAAACAUAUAUUUGUCAUUUAAAGAAAUGUUCAAAGUAUAUUGAUAUAUUUUUCAGUGAGCUAAACCUCUGUCCAACUUUUUCAAGAUAAUUUCAAGGUACAUGUUGCUUGAAAAUAAGUCAUGAAAAUGAAUGUGCCUUCAUUUUAUGUCAUAAUCAUCUUUAUUUCUCACUUGGUGCUUUUAUGCAAUAAUUUAAGUUCCUAAUAAUGUUAAUUGUUUCUAUGAAGUUAAUGUCUUCUCUUGACUUUAAAAACUAAACUCAAAUUGAAAUAUUUGGAUAAAUUUGCAAUUCCAUGACACAUACUAUUUUGAUUUUUAUUGACUAAUUGAUAGGUUUCUCUUGUUUCAAAUUGCUGGUACCGUAGAUAAUUAUUAGACAUUAAUUUGUACCUAAAAUCCGACUAUUUAAAAGUUCAGUUACAAACUGUGGAGAAGAAUAUUGAAUGCUGUGAAAAUCUUGAUAUCAUUCUAAAUUUUUCACAAUUUGAUUUGUCCAAAUUUUAGAUAUCUUCAUAGUGGGUGAUAUAAUAAAAAUUCUAUGGUCUUUCUUCAUAAUUUAAGCAUUUUUAAAGUAAAGGAGAGCUAUUAAAUGCUUAAGUGCAUUUCAUAUGCAAAAAAUUUUAUCUUAUCAACUGAAUUGAAGAGAUCUUACUUUGAAAAGAUGAAAUCAUGCUUGAAAUUGAAAUUAUUAUCUUUUAUUUUGUUACUAAACCUUUAGGCAUGUCUUUAAAUGCAACUCAGGAAAAUUCCCUAUCUUAUACAGAAUUUUCCAUAUGUUUAAUGUUUUAUAAGCAAUUAUAAAAUAAAUAGUUUUAAUCUUUGUUAAAAACAUUCUCCAAUUGAGUGAGCUCUUCUUCAAAUACAAUAAUUACAUUUGUUAAUGUACAAAAGUUCAUAACUACUCAGUUUCAAAAUUUAACAUGAAAUGCAAGAUAUGUGUAUGCUCUUGUGACAUUCUCAAUUAUUUUGAGAAAAUCAUUACAUGGUCAUAUUCACUUUUCAUUAUCACUUCACUAUACCAAAUGAGUUGAAUACUUUCAUUAUGUUAGUAUUUGUUACAUAAUGUAAAUAUUUUCUUUUGUAAUUUAUUUCUUUUCCAUUAAAUUCCUAAGAAAGAUACUUCCCGUGACCAAGGGGAAUAUGUAUUCACAACGUGAAAGUUUUGCUUAGCAAUUCUUUUCUGAAUGUAUUUUUACAAGUUUUAAUAAAUGU